AUGACCAUUGCCCUCAUUUCUGUGUUCACCCUGCAGGCAUGGAAGAAGCGGUGGUUUGUUCUUCGCAGUGGCCGUCUGACGGGCGACCCAGACGUGCUGGAGUACUACAAGAAUGACCAUACCAAAAAGCCCAUCCGUGUGAUUGAUCUCAACUUGUGCGAGCAGGUGGAUGCUGGGUUGACUUUCAGCAAGAAAGACUUGGAGAACAGCUUCAUAUUUGACAUCAAGACCAUCGACCGUGUGUUCUACCUGGUGGCUGACACCGAGGAAGAAAUGAAUAAGUGGGUUCGCCACAUCUGUGACAUCUGUGGUUUCAACCCUGCUGAUGAUGAAGCAGCAAAAAACGCUCACCAGUCAGCCACCGGGGGCCUUGUUGUGGAUACCCCCCCAAACCCAGUUCUGAGCAACAUUGGUCCAACAGCAUCAAUGAUAUCUGGCGUGCCACCUCCCUACCAGCCAGUGAGAGUGAGACAACUGGACUCUCAGUCCAGUUCAGAGGAGCCCCAGGAUUACCUAUGGCUUGCCAACUGCGAGAGCAAAAAGCCUGAACCCAACAGCUCAGGGGAGUGUCGGCCUCCACUGGAGAGGGACCAGGAGUAUUUACUCCUGGAAGAGUGUGAGAGCAAGACUCUUACUCAGCAGACUAGUCUAGCCCGAGCCGAAUGCUCAAAGUCUACCUCUUCAGAGACAGACCUGAACGACAACCUCCCGUCUCACCGCACGCCCACACCCUCCACAUCCUCGGCGAAACACACCUCGCACAAUGGCUUCUUCCCUCAGCACCCGACUCCUGCUUCUGCCCCUUCCUUUUAUGACUCGCCUCCCCCCCGCGGUGCCUUACUCUCAACUGACAGUGGCCUCUAUCAACUCCCUCGCAGCUACUCCCAAGACACUGUGCUGCUCCCCAAGUCAGCCUCCUCGCCUCCAGCUCACCCAGACAGUGGGGAUAGUUCAGACCUUUAUGUCUUCAACACGCCAUCAAGGAAGCACUCGAUGGAGACACAAAUACGCAAUCUUUCCAUUAGUUACGACAUCCCACCCACACCUGGUGCAAACUCCACUUACCAGGUUCCUCGCACAUUGUCAUCAUCCACAGGAGUAGGAGGCUCAGAGGGUGGCGGGGAUGUAGUGCCCCCUCCCAGGCCACCCAAGCCCUCACUCAGUUCCAGCUCAGGGCUCCCACCACCCCCUGCUGAGCGCUCACCUACGGACACCUAUUGUGUGCCUCGCUCGGCAUCGGAGACAGAUGGAAACUACUGCGUGCCAACUAGUGCUGGGAGUAAGGCAUUACGCAGCAACACCAUCGGCACUGUGGACUGUUCACGAGUCCGCAAAGAUUUUGGAUCCCAGGACUGCUAUGACAUUCCUAGAUCAUUCCCCUCAGACAAAACCUGCUCAUUCGACUUCAAUGAAAGCUUCAACAGCUACUUUAAAAACAAAGGAAUGAUGCCAGUGGGCCAUUCUGCAGAGGAGGUUGACCAGAACUAUGUCCCAAUGAGUGCUAACUCGCCUUCACAUCACCACUCGGGCAGUUUGCCGGAGCCAAUGCAUGAAACCAACUAUGUGCCCAUGACCCCGAGCACGAUGGAGUUCUCCUCCCUGGGAAAACAGGUUCCUCCACCCGCCCACAUGGGAUUCCGCUCAAGUCCAAAAACCCCUCCUCGCAGGCCAGUCCUCGGUGAUUGCCAGCCACCGCCUGUGGACCGCAAUCUCAAACCCGACCGUAAAGGUCAGAGUCCUAAAAUAAUAAGAGCAAAAGGUGUCUGUUUAGAGCGAACGGACUCUCAAACCGUAGGUGAAUUCCCGCGGGGACGACGCAAGGGAAAACCUGCUCCACUGGAGAUCAAACCACUGCCCGAAUGGGAGGAGCCCUGCACACCUGUCCGCUCACCUGUCACACGAACAUUUGCUCGAGAUUUCUCUAGGUUUCCAAUGCCAACAAGACCCCCGUCAGUGCAUAGCACGGCCUCCAGCACUGACUCCGAGGAGAAUGAUGAGAAUUAUAUGCCCAUGGACUCUAGUAAAUCCACAGAUGAAACAGCUCUGGCUUCAUCAGUUUUCCUUUUCCUGCGUUUUGGUCUUAACCAUCUGCUCUUCUUUUGUUUCCUUUGCUACUGCUUCCCUCUUACUCUGUGUAGAGAGGAGUCCUUCUACUGCACAGUUCCCAUCACCCCUGUAAAGAGGGAGAUGGAGGAACUUGACACCAUAGAGGAGCAGACCAUGAAGCUUGCUGCACCCCUUCCUGUGGAUGGUGGCAGUAGCCCUAUGGUGAAGCUGAAGGGGGAUAAACAGGUGGAGUACUUAGAUUUGGAUCUUGAUUCCGGAAAGUCUACCCCACCAAGGAAGAUGAAAAACAAUGGAACUGGCAUUCCAGCGUCGGGUGAGCGGGUUGACUACGUGCUCGUGGACCAGCAGCGCACACAGGCCCUUAAGAACACCAGGGAGGCCUGGAGUGAAGACCGCCAAUCCACAGAGACUGAUACCCCCGCAAAAGUAGCUAAAUGAACCUGUUGCCUAACUUCCAAACCUCCAAACUCACAGGCCAUCAGCUCUAGUGUAGGCUCCAUUCUGUGCUUCAGGGUGGUGUCAUUCCACCUCAGUAAGGUCCUUGGUGCAUGGGAGCCAGUGGAUCAUCUUCUCCACUUAUCUGACUUUAGUUUACACAGCUGUCAGGCCAAGGAGAGCACUGUGUACAUUUGUAGAAAGGGGCGUGGGCCAGGAAUAAGCUUUAUUCUGUAUGACAUUAGGUGGAAUGACUGGACUUUGGGGGUGGACUUUAACAGACUCAUGAACUUUGAACAUUCACCGUCUCUUACAUGGAUUCAAGGACUUUGUUUUUGUUUAAUGUUUCAUCUUGUCUGUUGCCUGAAGGCUGAUCCAGAGUUAACAUAUCCUGAGAUUGUAAUGCUGGCGGGUGUUGUUUUAGACUGCCAGCGAAAUCACUUGAUAAUAAUUACAUUGCUUUUUCAAUGCAACACUACUAGAUAGCAUAGCAAGUUAACAGCGUUGAUCUCAACUUUCUGCUGUUUUAUCAGGUCUAGUAGACACUGUUCUUGGGUCAGUUUAAAGAUUUCUUCCUUAAGUUAUGGCAGAUGGCUAAAACUGAUCCAUAUCUGUAUUAAAGCAACAUUACAAAACAGCAGGCAAGUACGACCAGUUUUUAAUUGCAUUGAUUUUUUCCUUUCGGAUCAAAGGCAGUUGAACUCAUCCAUUCUAAACAUAAGCAAGUGCUGAAUUUAAGCUUUAGAUUGACUUAAGGUUUAAUUUGUGAAUUCUAUAAUUUCCUCUUUUUUUUUCUCCUUAUGUUUUUUGUAAGUUGAAAUGCUUCGAUUUGUUAUUAUGGAAGUGCAAGGACUGUACAAAAGUGUUAUGUAUAUAAACAGGGGAAGUGUCCUUUAUUUGUAUGAAAUAUCCACCAUUUGUGACUCACAGGUAUACGGAUUCUGCAGGGUAGAAUUCUGUACCUGUCCUAGAUGGCUUCAGAACUUGUGAUUAAUGAAUGAAUUACUGUGAGUUUUUAAGAGCGUAACAGGUUUUCUGUAAGUUAUGCAAAGGUAUCAAACUUACGUUACAGAGAGAAUAAAAUCAGGUACUCUUUUGAAAUGCAUACUAAUAGAGCUUUCCAUUUCUAAUUUAUUCCUCAAUUGAAUUGAUCAGGUCUAUUCCAUGAUCGGUUUUAGCUGAGUGUCGUGGAUCCAAAUGAGGGGACGUUUACCAGAGCCUUUUAAGAUGUUUAGUUUGAUAUGUGCUGGUAAAUUAGCUUCACAACUUAAAUUUCACGUUAUUUUUUUCUUGUCUUUCUUCUCUUAGGUUUAAUUUAUUUUAAUUUGAACUGGCUUACAAAUUUGACAAAUUGACUGACUCAUGCAGUCAACUUGUUUGUAGACAGUUUAUGAGCCUGCCUCCACAGAUCUGAGCUUUACUAACCUGUCAUUGCUUCCUCAGAAAUCCCAAGCGUGUGCGACCACAAAAUGAAAUCAUUGCUGUACAUAUUUAGCUCUCAGCUGUAUUCACGUGUAUCCUCUAAAAUAUGUGCCUACUAAGUCAUCUUCAUUUGACUUCACUCUUUCCUUAGUGCCGUUUCUUUGUGAUACAGUCUGCAAAGCUGACAAUGCUUUGUCUUUUUUUAACAAAUCUCAACUGAAAAUGUAAAUUUGAAAAGUGGACUAAAUAAAAUCCAAUCUCUUAUCCUUACAUUGUUUUUAUUCACCAUUGUUAUGACUCAGAAAUCAAAAUAGGAAAAGGAAAAGAAAAUGUACGAAGGAAAAUAAAUAAUACAUCCACAUGUUGGAACACUAUUGAGGCUAAUCUACUAACGUUAAAGCUGCCUUUUGUACCUUGCCUUUUGUCAGAUUCAG
Menidia menidia (Atlantic silverside) is the source of this 4358-nucleotide messenger RNA. The record is from the annotation of a GenBank genome assembly. Lineage: Eukaryota; Metazoa; Chordata; Actinopteri; Atheriniformes; Atherinopsidae.